Messenger RNA from Lodderomyces oxycetoniae, 984 nucleotides. RefSeq lists its product as uncharacterized. Lineage: Eukaryota; Fungi; Ascomycota; Pichiomycetes; Serinales; Debaryomycetaceae. The coding region runs from base 1 to 984 and encodes 327 amino acids. The transcript has a single exon. Gene Ontology annotation, cellular component: endoplasmic reticulum lumen. Gene Ontology annotation, biological process: endoplasmic reticulum unfolded protein response; retrograde protein transport, ER to cytosol. The record is from RefSeq and is a predicted model, not a curated record.
AUGAAUUCUGAUCUGUCCUAUAUAUGCCACGUACCAACGACAGAGACUAAUAUUACAGUUCCUGCGCCUGCUACGCCUCAUUUGAAAGAGAAAGGGUUGCUGCUUGUUCAGGAGACGUUUGGGGACGGUAAUUGCUUCUUUGCAUUCAAUAUCCAGGCAGGCUACUGGACAGUUGGAUACUGUUUUGGAGACAAGGUUAUACAAUUUCAUGAAGAAGAUGAGGACUUUUUCAGUGGCAACCACAAACCUCAAAUACCGGAUCAUGUGUAUGUUUUGGGAAAGUUCCCCAAUGUGCCACCUUACAAGAAGGUCAUGAUCAAGAACCAAAUGAAACAAAAGGUUGUACUUGACUCUAACGAUUACUCGAUAUUUGACGGCGAGUUUAGUUAUUUUGAGGAUAAUCAAAAGUAUCUCAAACACACUCUUGCUGGUGAGAUCUGUGAUCUUACCUUGAAGCCAAGAACGAUUGACAUUGUUUACAAAUGUGACGAAAAUGUGGGACUUUUAGAGUUUCAAGAGAUAAAGACUUGUCAGUAUCAAAUGGUUAUUGGUGUUCCUAGGCUAUGUGAAAUUGAAGAUUUCCGAAAAGCUGAGGAAGAUGUAGUAGAUGUUAAUUGCAAGGCAAUAGAAGGGAGUUUUGAAAAACUAGACUUGAACAAGUAUCAAUUACAGCCACUUGGAGGAGGGUUAUAUAUAGGCCAGAAAUCACCAUAUCCAAACAUUGCUGUAUCCAUAAACGAAUUGAACAUCACAAGCUUUGGCGAGUCAUUUUUCUCGUCAUUGGAGAAAAUUCCUUCACCAGACUCGAUGUCCUUGAAAUGGACAGAUUCGUUCAUCUAUUGGAUAAAUCUAUAUGAUAUGUUUGGCAAUCAUCAGGGACUAUUUAGAAUUGAACGUGAUGGAUCACUCCUGAACCAUCAAAUAGGUAUUGAGAAAGUUGAGGGUGACAAAGUACAGGCAAACUUUGAGUAUUUUAUGAGGUGA